AUGACUGAAGGUGAAACAGACAUAGCAGAGCAUUCAGAUAAUACUGUUGAAAGCCCAAGUGCUGAAGAUGCCAAUAAUCCUUAUUUUCAGUAUUAUGAAAAAACAAGAAGUGAAAUAGAAAAAACGAAUGAAGGAGAUACAAAGUUGUCUUGUGGAAAGUCUCCCAAGGAAAUGGUGGGAUUCUUUGAACUGCUGCGUUACGCAGAUGCCUUUGAUAUCUUCCUCAUGGUUGUUGGCCUUAUGUGUGCUGCAGCGAAUGGCACAGGUCUGCCCAUUCUUAUCAUUGUAUUUGGAGACAUGACUGAUAGCUUUGUCCUGAGUGGAAUAAAUAUGAAUGCUUCAAUUAACACCUCUGGUUGUUCGGAAUUCCUCAAGACUGAUAUAGAAGAUGAAAUGACUAGGUUUUCCUAUUACUAUGUGGCAUUAGGAAGUGCUGUUUUUACCUUAAGCAUUUUCCAGAUUUGGACAUUUUUGGUCUCUGCUGCUCGGCAAAUUAUGAGAAUUCGGCAGAAGUUUUUCAGAGCGGUUCUUCAUCAAGAAAUGUCUUGGUUUGAUUCCACCCAGAUUGGAACCUUGAACUCUAGACUUACUGAUGACAUCAAUACCAUCCAUGAAGGUCUUGCUGAUAAGAUGUGCAUAUUUGUGCAGUUUCUCAGUACUUUUCUAUCUGGAAUUAUCAUUGGAUUUGUGUAUGGUUGGAAGCUAACUCUGGUCAUCUUGUCAGUUAGUCCACUGCUUGGUGUGUCAGCAGCAAUCUGGACCAAGCUUGUUGCAUCAUUUACAUCAAAGGAGUUAUGUGCCUACGCCAAGGCCGGUGCGGUAGCAGAGGAGAUUCUGACAACUAUACGGACAGUAAUUGCUUUUAAUGGACAACAGAAAGCUAUAGAUAAGUAUGAUGCCAACCUGGUUGAUGCAAGGAAUGUUGGAGUGAAAAAGUCUGUAACCUUAAAUGUAUCAAUGGGACUGUCACAAUUUCUCAUAUUUGGUGCGUAUGCCUUGGCAUUUUGGUAUGGAACAAGA
Messenger RNA from Staurois parvus, 1020 nucleotides. Lineage: Eukaryota; Metazoa; Chordata; Amphibia; Anura; Ranidae. The record is from the annotation of a GenBank genome assembly.